Molecule: messenger RNA, 802 nt
Organism: Selaginella moellendorffii
Lineage: Eukaryota; Viridiplantae; Streptophyta; Lycopodiopsida; Selaginellales; Selaginellaceae
Product: proteasome subunit beta type-3
Exons: 7
Coding region: 89-703 (204 amino acids)
Biological process (GO): proteasome-mediated ubiquitin-dependent protein catabolic process
Cellular component (GO): proteasome core complex; proteasome core complex, beta-subunit complex
Source: RefSeq, a predicted model, not a curated record
AACGCAAGAACCCUAGAAAUUGACCUAGAACCACAUUUUUUAUGAUCGAGAGCUAGGGUUUUCUGAUCGCGGUGAUCUGGUGGAAGCGAUGUCGAUUUUCACCUACAAUGGCAGCGCCUUGGUUGCGAUGGUCGGAAAGGAUUGCUUUGCCAUAGCCAGUGAUCGCCGGCUUGGUGUGAAUUUCCAGACGAUAGCUACGGAUUUUCAGCGCAUUUUCAAGAUCCAUGACAAGCUCUAUGUCGGAUUAGCAGGGCUUGCUUCCGACGUCCAGACUCUCUACCAACGAUUGAAGUAUCGACACAACCUCUUCCAGUUGCAGGAGGAACGAGAUAUGCGACCAGAAACCUUCUCGAAUUUUGUCUCUGCAACACUCUACGAGAAGAGAUUUGGUCCCUACUUCGUUCAGCCUCUCAUUGCUGGGCUCGGAGCAGACAACAAGCCUUACAUCUGCACGAUGGACUCUAUCGGAGCAAUCGAGCAUUCCAAGGACUUCGUAGUCGGGGGCACUGCGUCUGAAUCCUUGUAUGGUGCUUGCGAGUCUAUGUACAAGCCCGACAUGGAGCCUGAAGACCUUUUUGAAACGAUCUCACAAGCGCUGAUCUCCUCGGUUGAUCGUGACUGUCUGAGCGGCUGGGGAGGAAUCGUCUACGUUGUGACCCCCGACCAGGUAAUCGUAAGAACACUCAAAGGCCGCAUGGAUUAGGACUAUGGUGCUUUCAGUUUGUUUAUACUGGGCACUUGGAACAUUUGGUCAGUGCUUGUUAUCCAUUGCAGUUUUACUUAACCGGUCCCUUGUCUUGCA